Periophthalmus magnuspinnatus is the source of this 3503-nucleotide messenger RNA. RefSeq names its product interferon gamma receptor 1 (gene ifngr1). NCBI's taxonomy places the organism in Eukaryota, Metazoa, Chordata, Actinopteri, Gobiiformes, Gobiidae. The transcript has 7 exons. Bases 197 to 1366 code for a protein of 389 amino acids. The record is from RefSeq and is a predicted model, not a curated record.
CAGGUGAGUUCACUUAGGUAAAUUGCUUUGACGCACGAUCAUUACGCACUGGAGACUAUAAGAUCUUUAACAAAAUGUGAGGUUCUGGUGUUUAAACUCGCUCAAACUUUACGCGGCACGUGUAAAGUUUCAUAUUUCCUUUGGCAACCUGAGAUUUAAUGCUAUAUAUUUACACGGGAGCAUUUUAAACCGGUGGAUGUCGGAGCAGGUACCCGGAAACAUGCGGCACCUACGGGCUGCCCUCGCGCUGCUCCUCGGGCUCCACACAGCUCUGGGACAUGCCCUGGUUCCUGCUCCAGAGGAUGUGACUGUGCACUGCUCAGACAACAGACCCAGAGUCUCCUGGAACUACAGAUCCCACACCUCUGCAAACUUCACUGUUCAGCUUGUGGUUAAUGAAGGGUCUUUUCAGAGCCAGACUCGGCAUCAUGAGUUUGAUCUGAGUGACUUCAUAUGGAGCAACAAGAUGCAAAUGUUUGACUUUAUGUACGUCAAAAUCACAGCAACACAAGGGCCAAACCGAUCUGAACCCACCCGCUCUUGCUCCUUCAGCUACAACAUGUUCAAGACCGUCGACAUCACAUGUCGUUUGAAGUUUCCUCCGGUGAAUCUCACGUCAGAUGGAUCAAAGGCCACUUUGACGUUUGAUAACCCACUGCACUUUUAUAAAGAACUGAAGGCAAUCCAACCAGCUGUUUUUGAACUCGACAUCAUUAUGAAGAACAGCACUCAGCACAGACAAUGUUUUUUCUCUGAGAAACAUUGUAUAUUCUCUUUGGAUUUUCCUGAAAAUUCAAAUUCCUGUGUGAACCUGACCGGACACGUCAGGAAAGGGCUGGAGCAAAUCGAAGUCCUUCACCUGGAGCCUGUCUGCCCCACCACUCCCCCUGUGGAUGUAGUGACCGAGUGGGUGGUCGCCAUUUUGUCCCUUGUCAUCAUUUUCAUUGUGAUUGUUGCUGUGACGAUGGCGAUUUGUAAAGUGCGAGCCUGGAUUUUUCCAAAGGCACCAACUCCAAAGACACUGAUGACACAUCUACCAAGUCAAACAGUCGCCAUUUCUCCAUCUGAAGUUUACAGUCCAGUUCACAUCUACGGGUCUAGAUCAAGACUGAACCUCCAGUAUCCAGAGUCCGAGGAAGUUCAGGCUGAAGACCAAGUCCUUAUGCUGCCUAAAGCCUUCCAAGACGAUGCCUGGCACCAUCAGGAAGAUCACGAAGAUUCCGGGGAGUCCACCAAAACAGAGACACUGUCAAUAAAUUCAUCUGGCUCUGAUGAAAUAGAAGUCACAAACUAUGAGAGGAGAACCCGGGACAUAGACAUAGACAUGGACCUCAGUGGAGACGUGGUGAAAGGAUACAAGUGCUAAACGUCCACACUAGACCGGGACUAGAUGAGGUCUAAUUGAGGACAAAAUGAGUACUAAAUGAGGUCUAAAACAGGUCCACAGUUCAUAGACAUAGACCUGAAUAAGGACUCUGUGACCAGGCCUACCAAAGAAUUAUGAAGACUAAACCUGGACUAAACCAUGGACUAAACCAGGACUAUCCAGGGACUAAUCAUGUACUGUUAUCAUGGAAAACUACUUGUGAAAUAAUCAUUUAUAUUAAUAUACUUUUCACACAAUCAGGGCAAUUAAUAUGAGUGCAAUAUUUAUUAGACAUAUAUAACAUGCACUGAAAUGGGACUACUGCGGGUCUGAAACGGGUCUGAAACGGGUCUGAAAUGGGUCUGAAACGGGUCUAAACUGGGUCUAACCCAGGUGUGAAACCAGGUGUGAAACCAGUCUAAACUAGGUCCAAACCAGGUCUGGACCAGGACUACAGCAGAUCUAGUGUUUUUGUAAGGAAAUGAACGCCACUGAUGACUAAACUUGCCAGUUUUUGUUGCAUGUAGCUAGGCCCAGUAAUUAGAGAUAUUAACCAUAAACCACGUUAACAAAUCUGCACUUUUUAAAGGUACAGUAUGUAACUUUUUGGAGGUGGCACAUCAACUGUUUCCAUGGAAGUAGAAAGUUAAAACCAUACUUCAGAACAUUCUCCAUUGCAAUAGAUAAUGUCGCCAUACUGUGAAAGAUUAUAGCCAAAGGAACAAUAGAUCCAUGGAAACAAGCAGGAGAAGGCCAAAUAUGAGUCAGGUUCAUGGAGAUGCAAGCCCGCACACAGUAAGGAUGCAUGUUUUUCCGUACAAUAAAAACAACCAACAUUCAGGGAAAAUACUUUUGUUGGUCUAUUAUUUUUGCUAAAAUGUUACAUACUGAAGCGGCAGAUUCCACCUGUACACGUGCCACCCUACAUCUUGGACUUUCCAGUUAGUAGUAAAGCCUUAAAUUGUUCAGUGUUUUUUUUGGUGAACCAGUCUAACCUCUUCAACUGCUUUGUCAUCAAGUUUAAUUAUAGUGGCACAUGUAAGUCAAGGGAAAUAUCUGGUUUACAUUCUUUUUAAUGUUUUUGUAAUGUAUGAACUUGAGUAGAAGUCACAAUAUUGACCAAAUACAUGCGAAUCUUAUCAAAAAAAAAUUCUAAAAUGCAACGUUCUGUAAAUUGUAAAUUAGUGUUGGUUGAGUGAAUUUUUUAGAGAAUUAACUACAAACGUGCAGAAAUGUUAUCUCUGUAUGUUUGUUUUUUGAAGGAUGAAGUAGAUUUUUAAUAAGCUUUUAAAAAUAUAUAUAUGUUAUAAAGUGCCUGGUGGCCGUUAGGCAAAGUAGAGAAUCUUUGGUGAAGUCAUGGUUUAUUUCACUGGAUACAGCUGCUCGUUCUCAUCGUCUAUUACCUACAUGAUUUUUUCUGGUAGAUUUAGCCUAUUUCACGUUGCUCACUGCUGUCCCACUUAGGGCUGCAACUAACAGUGUUUCCCAUUAAUACAGGAGACUAUGGUGGGCCCCUUAUACUCUAAAAACUACCUGGUCUGUAUUGGCAUAACCAAAUUACACUUUGUCGCUCACUGUAUUGUCAUAAACUGAGAAAAAGAAGACUACACAAGGCAAAAUGACUUGGAUAAAGAAAGGGCAGGAAGUGACUUAUACUCCACAAAUUCAGAUGAAAUAAUUCAAAUAAAAAUAAUCUGUCACGAUAUUUUUAACAAAAUCUAUGGGAAACACAGAAUAAUUAUUUUAGUAAACAAUAUUAUUUAUUAGCCCUAUCCCUAGUUGAGAAUGGAUAAUGUUACGCACUUUAUUCAUAGUUUUAUUAAUACCAACCAUCGCAGCUCGGGUGUGUCCAUUUGGAAUUUUGAAAAACUGGUCGCCCUACUUUGCCUUAAGACACCAGGCAUGAUUAGCAACUUUGCCUAUAACAUAUAUUUUUAUAUUCUCAACAAUAUACUCUAUUAUAAUUUCUACAAAAGAAUGAACGGAAGUAUUAUUAAAUAUGAUCAAUGUUAUGUCUUCCACUUCUGCGUGUUGUUAAUCUGAUGGAAAUAUUUGUAAUCUGUUUAACCUCAUCAUUUAACCUCAUCAUUGUAUAUUGUGUAUAAAUACUUUUAAUAUAAACUCAUUUUUUUCAUAC